AGGGGGUUGCCCAGUAGUUGAUAAGCCGCCAGAACUGAGGGAGAGCUCUAGCAGUCUUCAGAAGGCAGAAGCGGAGGAGCUCUGGGAGAGUGGUUAAUAAACAGAAUGAUACAAAUCCUGGAGCCACGGUCUCUACCACGUUCAAUAAUGCCUGUUGACGUUGCAGUUAGGAUUUGCUUGGCCCAUUCUCCUCCACUGAAAAAAUUUCUCAGUCCCUAUGAAGACUGCAAAGGGAGAAACUUUGUGAACCGCUAUAAGCCCUUAAGAUCAUGUCUCAUUUUAAAAAAGGAAUCUGAUUCUAGAAGCAAUGAAUGGAAUAGAUCCAAAUCAAGAAACAAAAAGCAGGUCAUUUUUGCUGAUUCCAAAGGACUUUCCCUUACUUCAGUGCAUGUGUUCUCAGAGUUUAAAGACGAACCUUCCAUAGAUUUCCAGUUUGGCUUGGUUGACUUGGAAGACAUCACAGCUGGUUUAAAACUACACGAAGAAAAGAACUUGAUUUUAGGUUUUACUCAACCUUCAGCUGAUUAUUUACAGUUCCGCAACCGCCUUCAGAAGAACUUGGUCUGUUUGGAGAAUUGCAGCCUUCAGGAAAGGUCCGUAGCUGGCACAAUCAAGGUAAAAAAUUUGAGCUAUGAAAAAACUGUUAAAGUUCGAAUAACCUUUAACACAUGGAAAACCUUCACAGAUGUCGAAUGUGUCUAUAUGAAUAACCUCUAUGGUGGUAACGAAAGUGACACUUUUUCAUUUGCAGUUGAUGUACCACCCAACAUUCCCAACCAUGAAAAAAUAGAGUUUUGUGUAUGCUUUGAAAGUAAGGGCAAAAUCUUCUGGGAUAAUAAUGAUGGGCAUAAUUAUUCUGUUGUGCAUGCGGAAUGGAAGUCUGAUGGUGUGCAGGCACCUGUUAAUAGCGAUCAAACAUCAAGCAACUUCCAGAAAUCAAAGCAAUACAGCGACUGUGAUCAGUUUGGAAGUCCCAGAACUUCCACCGGUUUAUUCCCUGAAUGGCAGAGUUGGGGUAAAUUUGUGAACACAGCGCCUUAUUGGUGAAGAUAACCAAGCAGCAAUCUUUCUUAAUCUGUAUUUCAGCAUCCUAAACCUGAAAAUAAGCAAAUUUAAAUAUAAAUCUGCUACAAGUAGUAUACAUUCAUGACUUUGUCGUGAACAAAGAUGCAAAAAUAAGUGAGUACAAAUUUAAGAUAUGAUUCUUAUAUCUGCUUGAAUCUGUCUACGUUAGAAAUACUGUUAGAAGUCAUAAGAACUGAAUUUCUGAUGAGUCUGAUAAGGAUAUGCAUUUUGACAGUAUGCCUUGUAGCUCAUUUAUGUGGACUGCAUCAAAGCUUGAGAGGAUAAUACAGAUGCAAGAUUGGACUUAUCCCACAGGGUCUUGCAAGUGUUUAAGAAUGGAUCACUAGUACAAAAUGGGCAACACUGGGAUUAGCACCCUUUCAAAUGCAUCCAGCACAUGUUGGGAGGAGCAAACACUUGGGUAGCUUGGCUGUAUUUAACAGCAAAUCUAUAGUGUAAGAUUUUAGGAGCUGGCCUUUUAAAGUCACAUUGAUAGGUGAAUGUAACAAUACAAUGGGUUUAGAAGUAGGAAGCUAAAUGCGUAUUAGAAUGUGAGCCAUAAAAUUAAUAUAAUAAUAAAAUUAUGAAAUGCAGUAGUGUAUCUGGUGUUAAUUUUUAAUAAAAUACCCUGUUAAAAUUCUUGCAGCUGAAGGACCCAGUACAGCUGACAAUACAUUUUCUUUAAGUGCCUUAUCAAAAUCUGUUGCCAAACCAAAAUUGCACAAUUGUAGGUUGUCUGCCACAUUUUUUUUAAUCUUUUAUAGUGGAUUUUUUUUCCUGUGUCAUACAAAAAAUGUUAAAUCUGGUAACACUAUACCAUCACAAUUCUUUAGUUUUAUCAGUGAUUCUGCAUUUCUCAUAAACCACAGAUGACUUUUGAAUAUGGAAGGGAAUGAUAAAGGGGUACUCUUAAAGUGGCACAUUGACUCAGGACCUCUGUAUAUUUAUCCUGAUCCCAUAUGAUUUGGCACUUGUUUGCAAGCAAUCUAAAAAUUUUGUAUCCACUGUCUUUGUGUAGGGAUUACAGAUGUUUAUAAUGUCCUUCAUAUUGAAGGUAAAACAAUUGCACCUUUUUAUGUGAAUUUGGUAUGUAAUAGAAUUGUAGGUUCCUUAACACAAAGGAUGUAUGAAUUGUAGCUUGUUUUUUUGCACAUAUGCAGGCAAAGACUUUCAUAAAGUAGUAAUACCUGUUCUAAAUCAAACUUUAUUGCCUCCCCCUCAACAUUUAACUGCUGCUUAUUUAUUUGUUUUUCUCCAUUCUUUUGCCAUCUUCUAGACAAAUCGUUAUUCUGUGCACUUUUUUUUUUUUUUUUUUUUUUUUUACUUUUGUUUGAGCAGUAUAUUUUUCUACUUUAUAGAUGGGUUAAGAGUGUUCAACAUGUACAGUGUCUUUUUAAAAAGGAUUUAUAUGUAUAUUGUCUGAUUUUUGAGGGAGGUUUUCCUGGUGACUAAAAAUGGUUAGUGAUGCUCUCAUUCUAAAAAUGGUAAGCAUUAUUUGUUUAAAAUGAUUUUUAUUGUGAGAAUACAAGUAAGCUUUAACAAAUGUUUGUCACUUUAAAGAGAUGCCUGGAAAUGUUUUGAUUGGUUGAAAUAAAACAUACCCAGUUCUCAAUUGUUCUACUGAAAUGGUUUAUAUCACUGUACAAUGAAAUUGUGCUAUGUAAAUGAGUCUUUUCAAUAAAUUAUGUUUUUGUAUAAUUAAAA
This is a messenger RNA of Bombina bombina (fire-bellied toad), 2769 nucleotides long. It is a transcript of the gene PPP1R3C, whose product is annotated as protein phosphatase 1 regulatory subunit 3C. Bases 106 to 1047 code for a protein of 313 amino acids. Gene Ontology annotation, cellular component: protein phosphatase type 1 complex. NCBI's taxonomy places the organism in Eukaryota, Metazoa, Chordata, Amphibia, Anura, Bombinatoridae. The record is from RefSeq and is a predicted model, not a curated record. Gene Ontology annotation, molecular function: glycogen binding; protein phosphatase 1 binding. Gene Ontology annotation, biological process: regulation of glycogen biosynthetic process. The transcript has 2 exons.